GCUGUGUCCUCGCCUCCUCCAGAACCUUCACACUUGAAUGAGAAUUUGGACUGCGGCAAAGGCAAAGUCUACAACCCUCAGCAGGUCCAGAACUGCAUCAAGGAGAUCCUGUCCCAGUACAGCAACGGCUUCUGGUUGUCCAAGCUGCCGCAGAUCUACAAAGAGCUUUAUAAACAGGAGCUGCCAACCGAGGCCAUUCGAGACCUGGAGACCUGGAAGCACAUUUGCACUGUAGAGAGAACAUGCGGCAGUAACCCAUCUGAGCUUCUUCUCUACCCUGCCAAGGAGCAGACCGCCACAACCGCUUCCGCUGGUGUCCCGCCUUCCAUCCCCCCAUCAGACAAGCCCCCGCAGUCCCCUGAGCACCAGAGACCCCAACUUAAACGCUCCGGCUCGCACCCUCCUCCGUCAGAGUCCCCUCCAUCGCCUCUUCCCCUCUCCCCGCCGGCUUCCCUUAGCCCCGAGCUGAAGCAGAAACUGGAGGAUCUGCUGCAGAAGUAUUCCAGCGGCCUGUGGGCCCACGCGCUGCCGAAGCUCUUCCAGGACACGUAUAAAGUCAGUCGGGAGGGA
This is a messenger RNA of Hippocampus comes (tiger tail seahorse), 570 nucleotides long. Its product is annotated as tudor domain-containing protein 7B-like. The record is from RefSeq and is a predicted model, not a curated record. Lineage: Eukaryota; Metazoa; Chordata; Actinopteri; Syngnathiformes; Syngnathidae. The annotation marks the transcript as partial. The transcript has 2 exons.